Molecule: messenger RNA, 766 nt
Organism: Owenia fusiformis
Lineage: Eukaryota; Metazoa; Annelida; Polychaeta; Sabellida; Oweniidae
Source: the annotation of a GenBank genome assembly
ACGAAUAUGAGUGCGCAGCACCCAGUGGCAUACAUGGAGAAAUUAAGCCACCCCAACCAUCAUCAUGACAAGCUACCACAUCUCAACAUCAUUCUGGACAAUUGCCCCACGCACACCAAAAUUUACAGCAACAUACCCAACAUGCACAGAAAUAUACACAACACAAUACACAACAACAUGCACAACACCAGCCACAACACCAACAAGAUACACAGUAACAUGCACAACACCACACACAACAUGCACAACACCACAUACAACAUGUACAACACCAUACACAACAACAUGCACAACAGUACAACAACCUGCACAACACAAUACACAACAUUUUUUACAGUAUAAGCAAAACCUGGCAUCUGUUGACAUAACAUUAUCACACCAUUUUCAACAUGGGCAACAGCAUAGCUUUCCUCAAAUCCAUCCCCCAAUACCAGGCAUACAUUCAAAUCAUUACGACGUGAUACUUAUUAAAGGAAAUGUUACAACUUGUGUCAGUUGUAAAAUGAAACUGAAAACUCAACAGUACCCUGGCAACGCUUUCACUGUGCGACACUUAGAAAACCAUUGGUACAAAUUGGCGAGUACGAAUGGCUUGGUGUGGGCCUUGUCAUCAGAGGCAAACGGGCAUUAUUGCCUUAAAGUAGAAUGCCUUCGUCAACGCAAUCCUCAUUUCCAAUCAUAAUCUUUAUCUUUCUCUCAGGAAAUCAGUUUGCUUGAUCAGAAUGAUGUCAUUAAUGCGCUAAAACAAUAGAUAUCAUUCACUUUU